Messenger RNA from Osmerus eperlanus (European smelt), 2317 nucleotides. RefSeq names its product interferon regulatory factor 1-like. Gene Ontology annotation, cellular component: nucleus. The coding region runs from base 451 to 1479 and encodes 342 amino acids. Gene Ontology annotation, biological process: regulation of transcription by RNA polymerase II; immune system process. The record is from RefSeq and is a predicted model, not a curated record. The transcript has 8 exons. Gene Ontology annotation, molecular function: RNA polymerase II cis-regulatory region sequence-specific DNA binding; DNA-binding transcription factor activity, RNA polymerase II-specific. Lineage: Eukaryota; Metazoa; Chordata; Actinopteri; Osmeriformes; Osmeridae.
UUUUUCAGAGCAGCGCUGGUUUGGAAGCACUGAGAGUCAAACUGUUCAAGGGGAUACAUGGAUUAAGAUAUUCUGCAGUGACCUGGAGCCAGAGGCUUACCUGGACUGAAGCAGCCAUAAGGACAUUGAAGUGGCUGACAGGUGUGAGGUCUGGACAGUUGUGAGGAGUGGACAGGUGUGAUAAUUGGACAGGUGUGAUAAGUGGACAGGUUUGAGGAGUGGACAGGUGUGAUACGUGGACAGGUGUGAUAAGUGGACAGGUUUGAGGAGUGGACAGGUGUGAUAAGUGGACAGUUGUGAGGUCAAGACAGGUGUGAUUAGUGGACAGGUGUGGUUAGUGGACAGGUGUGAUUAGUGGACAGGUGUGGUUAGUGGACAGGUGUGAUUAGUGGACAGGUGUGGUUAGUGGACAGGUGAGCUGUCUGGACAGGUAAGAGGCUGAAGAACAGCAUGCGUCCCCCUGCCUCUGCCUCUGAUCCAGGCAGGUUGCGUCUGCGACCGUGGCUGGAACAGCAGAUCCAGUCUGGGAGAUACCCAGGGGUGUCCUGGCUGGACCAGUCAACAGGGGUGUUCCAGAUUCCAUGGAAGCAUGCAGCUCGUCACGGCUGGAGCAUCGACAGGGACGCCUCUCUGUUCAGGAGCUGGGCUAUGUACACAGGCAAGUAUAUCCCGGGCAGGGACAAGCCAGACCCUAAGACCUGGAAGGCAAACUUCCGCUGUGCCCUGAACUCCCUGCCGGACGUGAGCGAGCUCCGUGAGCAGAGCCUGAAGAAGGGCAGUCUGGCCUCCAGGGUCUACGUGCUGCUGCCCCCCAGGGCCACGGGGCGGCGGAGGAGAGGUCUCUCUUCUGGUCUCUCUCUGGGUGUCCAGGGAUGGGAGGCAGCCGUGAAACUCAGGCCAGACCCCCAAAGCAACUCCUGUGUUCCCCUGGACAGGUUCCCAGAUGUGUUCUGCAGCUCCAGAGGGGUGCAGGAGGACGGCAGCUCGGGGCUCCUCCAGGCCAGGGCCAGGGAGAGUCUUCCCCCCUACUGCACCAUCAAGCAGGAAGAAGCGACCACAGCUGAGCAGAUCUCCUCCUCCUACUGCUCCUCCUCCUCAACCACAGGAGAGCAGAUCUCCUCUUCCUACUGCUCCUCCUCCUCAACCACAGGAGAGCAGAUCUCCUCUUCCUUUCAUCUCCUCCCAAAGGCCUCUUCCUGCGCCCCUCACACACAACGUAUCUGGGACAGCCCCACAGCCGACCAGGAACAGACAGAAGCUGUGUUUAAGAUUGUGGACCAGUUGAGCAGCUCAGACUGGGGCCAGUUAGGAGAGCCCAGAUGCUGGAGACCUUCCGGGUCCUUCUGGGAAGACUGUUUCUCUGAUGACCUGGACCCCCUGACAUCCGACCCCUGCGCCCUGCAGACGGACAGCUACUACUGGCCCUCCGCAUCGCUCAGAGCCCCUGUGGAGGCAUGCACACCGGGCCUGUCUCAGUAGUCCAGCCCUGCCUCCUCCCCUGGUCCUGCUCCUCUGCUGGAAGAGGACAUCGUCCAGUGCCCGCUAUGGGAGGGGAGGACAGCAGGUGACAGUAUUGUGACGCGCCCGUAGUCUCCUCAGACUGGCAGAAGGGAGAUGCUACGUGUGUUCCAAUUCUAGAACAGGGUUUUAGAACAGUAACCACAACAAUGUAUUUAUCUGAAGCUUUUAUCCAAAGCAAUUUGAACUUGGACCUCUUGAUCUGCAAGCACAUGCUUCACUGUUAAGCUCUACAUGUCCUCGUAUACCCAGCCCAACAGGGUUUUGCUAAGCAGAUAUUAGAUUCAACUUUGUCAUUAAACAGCACAAAGUACAGUACAACAAAAUGCAGUUUGCAAGGGCAGUAUUGCAAUGUGCAGAGUGCUUAAGGACAAUAUCUGCAAUUGAAAUGGCAUGGAUAAGGAGAUGUGCAAUCAUGUAACCUGGCAAAUAUAGGUUCUUCACUCAACUUGAAAUGUGUUUCUACUUCUGUCACAUCUACAGACACAUAAGCAGGCCUGUAAGUGUGUCAUUUACCUAGACAUGUUUUCUUUGUGUGUACUUCAGCUAUAAAUAUUUGUAUUUUGAAUUAAACAUGAUACUUUAAUAUUCUGCCUUUUCAGCAUAUUUGUCUGGAAACUUGUGAUGCAGAACACUGAACCAAGAAGUGAGACAUCUAAUGUUAAAGAUCCUGUAAUGUGGAAUUGAAAAUGAGUUUUAAGUUCAUCACACCACAGAACAAUGUGUUGUUAACUACCCAUUCAAAUUCGAAUGAAAAAGAAACACCAUAGGCUUUGAAAUUGUGAGAAAAUCAGCAGUC